Messenger RNA from Psilocybe cubensis, 1062 nucleotides. RefSeq lists its product as uncharacterized. The coding region runs from base 1 to 1062 and encodes 353 amino acids. The record is from RefSeq and is a predicted model, not a curated record. The transcript has 3 exons. Lineage: Eukaryota; Fungi; Basidiomycota; Agaricomycetes; Agaricales; Agrocybaceae.
AUGGCUUACUACCUUAUACCGGAAGCGGGCAAGCGGAAAGUGGAUGUUUCAUCGAGGUCAUGUUCACACACGACAUGGGACUCUCUGUCUGCUGAUUCUUAUACCACUGCCGCUGUUAGCGCUCAUAGGCACAAGCCAUCUGAUUUAGGCCCACGGCACGACUUGACUUCUAUGAGCGGGUUGCCCAUGUGGAGGCCUUUCACCAGAACGUUCUAUACCCCAAAAAGCAUUGAUACGCAGGCAAACUCCCACUCGGAACCAGCAAAUGCUCAUGCACCUACAUACAGCUCAAAAAUACACCGUCUUUCUUCUGCACUCCCAUCAGCUUUGACUGAAUUAACGAAUAGCUCAGUACCGACUUCUUCAUUGUUCACCCAUGUAACAACCGAAGACGAAAGGCGACGCUUUCAGCUGGCCCAAGCUGCGGUUGCUCAAAAUAAGCGCGUUAAUUUACCCCAGCCAGUGAAGACCGUGGUCAAUGAUCAGGGCCCCAUGGUAUCAACCGAAUCGGAAGAGGUGCCAGUCAAUACUGUCGGCGGGGGCUCGAGCCAUGCGAGGAACAACUCCGAUCUCAAGCCUUUGUCCAAAAGCGGUGGCUUGAAGUCCUCCUGCCCCGCACUCUUCACAGAUGACACCAGCCGUUUUCUAGAAGCAAUUUCACCGAAGCCAGUCAAUCCGGUGCAUGUGACGUUUGCAGACCAUCCAUAUCCACCCCGUCUUCCAGCGAAAAGUGCGCCAAUUGUGCCCAAGUCAUCCUUCAUUAGGUUACGCCCUGAGUUGCGUGGUCAAUCAUCUGCUGUUGCACCUCCGCCUCCACCGUUGGUUCAGGCCUCUGCAGGCGGGAACAACAUUGUGACACAUUCGAAGGAGACGGAAUUGCUAGGGCGGCAGUAUGAGACGCACAGCACAAGCGAGUGCCCUCAUCCAGCUGCGAACCGGUCAUGCACCACUCAACUCUCACCUCAGCAAGUUCGACAGAAACUUCAGCAAACACUGCCCAAAGUGCCGGGAGCGAAGGGGAGGGGCACGAGCGACAGAGACCGUGGAACACUUCGUUUUUGA